Pseudocercospora fijiensis CIRAD86 is the source of this 192-nucleotide messenger RNA. RefSeq lists its product as uncharacterized. The record is from RefSeq and is a predicted model, not a curated record. The transcript has a single exon. Gene Ontology annotation, cellular component: preribosome, large subunit precursor. Gene Ontology annotation, biological process: ribosomal large subunit assembly. The annotation marks the transcript as partial. Lineage: Eukaryota; Fungi; Ascomycota; Dothideomycetes; Mycosphaerellales; Mycosphaerellaceae.
UUCCAAGCCUUCUACCUUCGCCAAGCAACCCGAGAAUUCGCCAAUGACCUGGACAAAUUGAGAAGUGCCGGAGAUUUUCAUCAGGAGAAGAGUGUCCCUUUACUGAUUUCUGCUUUGAAGCAAGGCACUGCUUGUUUUAGUGUUGAGGAGAGGAGGAUGGUGGGUGGCAUGGUUGGUGAGAAGGCUGAAUGA